AUGGCUGCACUGUGCAGUAACCGCGCCGAGGGCUUCGGCCCCAUCUCACAACUAAGCAGCCCGCUCCCAACACAAUGCUUCUUCGACACAGUGCUCGUGCCUGUGCCGACGUGGCUCUACCUCAUCAGCCUGCCGAUUCUCUUCCUCCUCACGCCCAAGCGCAGCCGCAGCCCAAAGCGACUGCCGCACGCCUCGCUCUCCUCGGCCUGGCGCGCCAAGUGGAAGCGCAUCCUGCUGGUCGCCGCGUACUACUUCGUCAUCGCCGUGCUGAUCCUCAUGGAGACGGUCGAGGUCGUGCAGCUCGCCAAGGCGGGCCUGGGCGUCGGGCUCAUCCCGUUCGCCUACGCGGGCUUCCUGGCGGCCAUCGUGCUCCAGGCGACGGACGGCGGGUUCAGGAGGAUACGGGGCUACUGGGCCGCCAGCACCGCCUUCUGGGUCGCGGGGGCGGCGAUCACGGCGCUGAAGAUCGUCGGGGUGCUGGGGCUGGGGCUGGAGGGCCGCUUCGCGAGGGAGGGCACGCCGUAUGCGACCGUGCAUCAGUUUACGGACCUCGUGAUCCUGGGCGCGUUCUACGUCCUGGCGAUUGUCGGGGAGAUGGGCAUCAUGGUGGUGCGGAGGAAGGGCAGGCAUCUAGAACGAGAGGAUGAUGCGGUGGAGCUGAGGAGUGAGUUUGACUGGAAGUGA
Molecule: messenger RNA, 684 nt
Organism: Truncatella angustata
Lineage: Eukaryota; Fungi; Ascomycota; Sordariomycetes; Amphisphaeriales; Sporocadaceae
Exons: 2
Coding region: 1-684 (227 amino acids)
Source: RefSeq, a predicted model, not a curated record